Molecule: messenger RNA, 2417 nt
Organism: Salvelinus sp. IW2-2015
Lineage: Eukaryota; Metazoa; Chordata; Actinopteri; Salmoniformes; Salmonidae
Product: transmembrane protein 53-A
Molecular function (GO): serine hydrolase activity
Source: RefSeq, a predicted model, not a curated record
GCCCCCAUUCGGAUCUAGGCACGAUUUCACCGGGUUGUCUAAGAUAUAUAACCCCUUUUGUGUGGGUUUGUGACAUGUCUCUGAGUACUUUUUCAAAUACGUUUUCACAGACCAAAGCCUUCACCACAGUUGCCUCACCUCCAGGCUCCCUAACCCUGCACUCUGAAUCCCUGCUGUCACCAUGCAAGCCCGUAGGGUCACCGUUCACCGCAUCAGCAAGACCAUCACCUUGUACCUGAAUGACACAGCCUCACCUAAACCCUCCCCUGGCCCUCUGUCUGCCCUGAACGAUGCAGCCAGUACCUCGCCAUCCCUAGCCCUUACCUCUGCCCCAACCAAGCCCCUGCUGCUGAUGCUGCCCUGGUUGGGGUCGCGACCUCAGGCUGUGGCCAAGUACUGUGAGAUCUACUUCCGUACAGGCUUUGACGUGCUCAUAGUGGAGAGUGCGGUGAGUCAGUUCCUGUGGCCUCGCUGGGGCCUGGACUACGGGGCGAGGGUACUAGAUCUCCUGCAGAGUGACCUCUUUGUGUCACGCCCCCUGCUCGUGCACGCCUUCUCCAUAGGAGGGUACACCUUCACCCAGCUGUUGGUGCAUGUGUCCCGCGACACACAGAAGUACUGUGGCUUCACUCAGAGGAUCAGAGGCCACAUCUAUGACAGCCUUGUGUUGGGCUCACUGGAGAGGAUGGCUACAGGUCUAGGUAAGAGCCUGUUCCCCUGGCUGGAGAGCCAGGUGAAAUGGGCCAGUAUGCUCUACUUCAGAGCCUUCAAAGACCACACAGUCGACUAUUUCAACAACGGCAUUGAUGUCUUCUCGAAUAACCCUGUCACCGCACCCGCCCUCGUCUUCUUCUGCCAGAACGACGCACUGUGCGACCCGGAGGGCAUGGAGGAGAUCAUCGCCUACUGGAGAAAACGAGGGAUGGCGGUGACAGACCGGAAGUGGGAGGAGUCAACACAUGCAGGUCACCUGAGACGACACCCCCAGGAGUACCUGUCUACCUUGGAGUCCUUCCUAAAGUCUCUUGGUAUGGUCCCUCUCAAGGCCAAGAUGUGACCCUAGGCAGGACCCACACAGCUGUGGUCCGGCCCAGAAACAAUCCCUAACCCUAUCCACUACCCCUUAGGCCCUCAGCACGGCCCCAAGCAAGGCCAAGUGACAACAGGGCACAGCUGUGGUCCAGUCCAGAAAUAGCCUCUAGCCACUACCCCCUAAGCACUCAGGACCCCCUCAAGACCAGGAUGUGACUGCAGGAUGUGACAGUUUGCACUUCACUUACCUACAAGUUCCACGUUUGAGUACUCUAGGUAUAGUGGGGACUUAUUGUAUACAGUUUUACAUUCUUGAAAAACAUUCAAUUAACUCUUGUUUAGUAGACUUUUCGCAAAAGGAGUCAUUGUUUAGAUGUUUCGGAAUUGUACCAGAAAUGUCAUGUGAUAUAGCCUCUGCAUUACGUAGGUUACGUAGUGCUCUGAAUACCAAUUUCUAAUAGUAUCCACUUCAUUUUCAAACGCUUUUAAACACUGAAGCCAAACUUCCUCCACAUUAUCAUAAUGUGUAUGCGCGCGACUAGAGAUCCCUGCAUUAGCAUGUUUCUGUAAGCUGAUCAAUCCUGAAAAAAUACCCCAUAUUGCUGGCCUGCUAAUGUGCUUGGACCUUGAAGGCUAAACAUUUGAGGAAAAAAAACAAUUGAUCCAAAUGAUUGUCCAAUCAGGCAGGCUAGAUGCAAUCAAUUUGAAAUGAAUAUGCAUUCAAAACGCCAGGCUUUUGAGCAGUUAUUCAAAUGACAUAGGCUUUUCACUGCAGUCUACAGCCUAGACUAGAGUUUUGUACUCACUUGAAAACAAUUACAUUCUUCAUUACAUUGUGUUGUAGGCUACAUUUCUUGUCCCUAAAAAGCUGAAACUAUAGGGUGGCUUUUCAAGCUGGUACCAGGGGACUGGGAGGGAGGGCACUCAGCGCAUCCUCGGGAGGGCACUCAGCGCAUCCUCGGGAGCACACUCAGCGCAGCCUCGGGAGCACACUCAGCGCAGCCUCGGGAGCACACUCAGCGCAGCCUCGGGAGCACACUCAGCGCAGCCUCGGGAGCACACAGUGUAGGCUACCUAUGAUUUUGUUAUCUGAUAAAAAAAUUAUAUUUUGUUGUGUACAUUUACGGGAUAUAUUCACUGCAGUAUUGAGCUUAUGAAUUAUGGGCUAAUAUGCAUUUGCUUCUAAUUUAGGCUAUAGUCUACAUCCCAAGCCUGCCUGUCUUUGUUCUGUUGCGCAAUUACGCACCUGGCCUCUCUGCUGCAUGGAUGUUCCUCUUAAAUCUUGUGGAGUCCCAGGAAAAGCAAGACUACAAAAGCUUGUUGGACACUUACAGUUGAAGUCGUAAGUUUACAUGCACCUUAGCCAAAUACAUUUAAACUCAGUU